CGUCAUCACGCUCGCUCGCCCUGUCCCCGGAUGCACUUUUAUCUCUGGAUUCUUAGAGCGGACUCAGAGCUCCACGGUGCCCUGCGCGCUCAGCACAUGCGCGACGGCUCUGCUCCCUCUUCCUCCCCUUACACCAGCCUCCACCGCCCGGGCAGCCGCCGCCACCAACGAGUCAGGAAGUUCAAGAUGGCCGCCGCCGAGGCUCCGUGUCUGCGGGAACAGUCGGAGAUGGAAGAUGCCGAUAAUUCUGAAAAGAGUAUACAUGAAGAAAAUGGAGAAGUAUCAGAAGACCAAUCUCAAAAUAAGCACAGUCGUCACAAAAAAAAGAAACAUAAACACAGAAGUAAACAUAAGAAACAUAAACAUUCCUUAGAAGAAGACAAGGAUAAAAAACAUAAACAUAAGCAUAAACAUAAGAAACACAAAAGAAAAGAAGUUAUAGAUGCUUCUGACAAAGAAGGUUUGUCUCCAGCAAAAAGAACUAAACUUGAUGAUUUAGCGUUGCUGGAAGACUUGGAAAAACAGAGAGCCUUGAUUAAAGCUGAACUUGAUAAUGAGUUAAUGGAAGGAAAGGUCCAGUCAGGGAUGGGGCUCAUAUUACAAGGUUAUGAAUCUGGCUCUGAAGAAGAGGGGGAAAUUCAUGAAAAGGCAAGAAAUGGAAAUAGGUCUAGUACUAGAUCUUCCACUACCAAGGGGAAACUUGAACUUAUGGACAAUAAAAAUAGUACAAAAAAGCGAAGUAAAAGCAGAUCCAAAGAACGGACUAGACAUAGGUCUGAUAAAAAGAAAAGUAAGGGAGGUGUUGAAAUAGUUAAAGAGAAGACAACUAGGAGCAAAUCAAAGGAGAGGAAAAAGUCUAAAAGUCCAUCCAAAAGAAGUAAGUCUCAAGAUCAAGCAAGAAAAUCAAAAUCUCCUACCCUUAGAAGGCGAUCUCAAGAGAAAAUUGGGAAGGCCAGAUCUCCUACUGAUGACAAGGUUAAGAUUGAAGAUAAAAGUAAGUCAAAAGAUAGAAAAAAAUCCCCAGUUAUAAAUGAAAGAAGUCGUGAUCGAGGCAAAAAAUCCAGAUCCCCAGUUGACUUAAGAGGUAAAUCCAAAGACAGAAGGUCACGGUCCAAAGAGAGAAAAUCAAAACGGUCUGAAACUGAUAAAGAAAAGAAGCCAAUUAAAUCUCCCUCUAAAGAUGCUUCUUCUGGGAAAGAAAAUAGGUCACCCAGUAGAAGACCUGGUCGUAGUCCUAAAAGAAGAAGUUUGUCUCCAAAACAACGUGAUAAAUCCAGAAGAAGUAGAUCUCCACUUUUAAAUGAUAGAAGGUCUAAGCAGAGCAAGUCACCUUCUCGAACUCUGUCUCCCGGUAGAAGAGCUAAGAGCCGAUCCUUGGAAAGAAAACGAAGAGAACCAGAAAGGAGACGACUUUCUUCCCCAAGAACACGACCUCGUGACGAUAUCCUCAGUAGACGCGAGAGAUCAAAAGAUGCCAGCCCGAUUAGUAGGUGGUCUCCAGCCCGAAGAAGAGCAAGUAGAUCUCCCAUUAGAAGGAGGUCUCGCUCCCCACUUAGGCGGAGCAGGUCUCCUAGAAGAAGAAGCAGGUCCCCUCGGAGAAGGGACAGAGGUCGGAGAAGCAGAUCACGUUUGAGAAGGCGGUCUCGAUCACGGGGUGGUCGUAGACGUAGGAGCAGAAGCAAAGUAAAGGAAGAUAAAUUUAAAGGAAGUCUUUCUGAAGGAAUGAAAGUUGAGCAAGAAUCUUCAUCUGAAGAUAACCUCGAAGACUUUGAUGUAGAAGAAGAAGAUGAAGAGGCCCUAAUAGAGCAGAGAAGAAUACAAAGGCAAGCAAUUGUUCAGAAAUAUAAAUAUCUUGCUGAAGAUAGCAAUAUGUCUGUGCCAUCUGAACCCAGCAGCCCCCAGAGUAGUACUCGUACACGGUCACCUUCUCCAGACGACAUUCUAGAAAGGGUAGCUGCUGAUGUUAAAGAGUAUGAACGGGAAAAUGUUGAUACAUUUGAGGCCUCAGUAAAAGCCAAGCAUAAUCUAAUGACAGUUGAACAAAAUAAUGGGUCAGCUCAAAAAAAGCUGUUGGCACCUGAUAUGUUUACAGAAUCUGAUGAUAUGUUUGCUGCAUAUUUUGAUAGCGCUCGUCUUCGGGCUGCUGGCAUUGGAAAAGACUUUAAAGAGAAUCCUAACCUCAGGGAUAACUGGACUGAUGCAGAAGGCUAUUAUCGUGUGAACAUAGGUGAAGUGUUAGAUAAGCGCUAUAAUGUGUAUGGCUACACUGGUCAAGGUGUAUUCAGUAAUGUCGUACGAGCCAGAGAUAAUGCAAGAGCCAACCAAGAAGUGGCUGUAAAGAUCAUCAGAAACAAUGAACUCAUGCAGAAAACUGGUUUAAAAGAACUAGAAUUCUUGAAAAAACUUAAUGAUGCUGAUCCUGAUGACAAAUUCCAUUGUUUGCGGCUCUUCAGACACUUUUAUCACAAACAGCAUCUCUGUCUUGUAUUUGAGCCUCUCAGCAUGAAUUUACGAGAGGUGUUAAAAAAAUAUGGUAAGGAUGUUGGUCUUCAUAUUAAAGCUGUAAGAUCCUAUAGUCAGCAGUUGUUCUUGGCAUUGAAACUCCUGAAAAGAUGCAAUAUUCUACAUGCUGAUAUCAAGCCAGACAAUAUUCUGGUUAAUGAAUCAAAAACUAUUUUAAAGCUCUGUGAUUUUGGGUCGGCUUCACAUGUUGCGGAUAAUGACAUAACUCCUUAUCUUGUCAGUAGAUUUUAUCGUGCUCCUGAAAUCAUUAUAGGUAAAAGCUAUGACUAUGGCAUAGAUAUGUGGUCUGUAGGUUGUACCUUAUAUGAACUCUAUACUGGAAAAAUUUUAUUUCCUGGCAAAACCAACAACCAUAUGUUGAAGCUCGCCAUGGAUCUCAAAGGAAAGAUGCCAAAUAAGAUGAUUCGGAAAGGUGUAUUCAAAGACCAACAUUUUGAUCAAAACCUCAAUUUCAUGUACAUAGAAGUUGAUAAAGUAACAGAGAGGGAGAAAGUUACUGUCAUGAGCACCAUUAAUCCAACUAAGGACCUUUUGGCUGACUUGAUUGGGUGCCAGCGACUUCCUGAAGACCAACGUAAAAAAGUACACCAGCUAAAGGACUUGUUGGACCAGAUCCUAAUGUUGGACCCAGCUAAACGGAUUAGCAUCAACCAGGCCCUACAGCAUGCCUUUAUCCAGGAAAAAAUUUAAAUGAGAUGAAGAAGCUCCAAUGGUUUGAGUAAUUAAAUACAAAGACUGAAGAAAUUUCACAGCAGUUUAUUAAUGUAUAUAAACUUAUAAAUAUUUCUCCAUCAAAUUUGAGGAAGCAUGAUAUAUUUGAAUUAACACCAAGGGUGAUGUUUCUUUUAGAAAUGUUAGUUAAUCUGUUUUGUGUCUUAUGUGAAAUUUCACUGUAGAACUGUUUUAAUUGCCAAGACUGCACAAAAUUAUAGUGCUAAUGUAUAUGGUUGCAGUUCACAUAAAAGACAAAAGCAUCUUGUUAUAAAAAAAAGUAGUAAUGCUGGGUGGUUGAUUUAUUUUUAGCAGACUUGGCUUCAUUUUGGUCUUCAGGUAAAAUGGCCAGCAUAAAUGCUGUUUAUAUUCACAUUUUCCUAGGUAUGUGUGUGCAGGCCACAGCAGCAUGCCCUUGGUGUAGUCAUUGCCGAAAGGGGUCUGUUCCUUCUUGAGCCUGCCUGCAGGGAUGGUCUCCUCUUUUAAAGCAGGUUGUGUACAACAUUCAGUACACUGAAGGUAAGCUAAACCAUCAACAUCACUGGUGUUUUAAGAUGUUAUUUUAUUGGAACAAUUGACAAAUGAGGGAUAUUAGCUUUGUGGCAGAAUUCCCUGCAUGUGUGAUACCUGAUCUUGUUUUAUUUUUUGGCAUUGCAACUGUGGCAUAGUUACAAUUUCUGUUCUGUUCAUCACAUUUAAAAUUGGAAGAGUAUGCGCUUGAUGGAUAGAGCGCCUUCAGUGUACUGUUUCUUAUUAACUUUAAUUUUUAAAAAUCAACUUGCUAUAGACUUUAUAUACAUUUUGUUAAAUGCAGUUCCUAGUGAGAUAGAAACAAUGCAUAGUUUUCAUUUACUAAAUUACAAAUGUUGAGGCAUAAUUCUGAAAGUCCUCAUAUUUAAAAGUUACAUAGACAACCUAAUGAAAUUUUUAACUAUUUGUAUGUCAUUUUGAAAGUGUACUGCUUUAUGGUAAAAGUGCUUUUCAUUUGUUCAUUGUUUUCAUUAUUUGUGAUCAUGUUGUCUUUCAAUACAGGCAUAAACCUUCCACUCUUGAACAAAGCAGCUGCUUUUUAAAAGCGGUAAUUGCUUCUUUACCUUUAUUUCUUUUGUAAAUGAAGCUUUUCUUUAAGAAUGUGACUUUAAAGUGUUGUCUAUUGCAUAAAACAGUUGACACUCACUUAUUGUAAAGUGAAGAUUGUUCUACUGCAUGUGAAGUGGCCAUGCAGAUUUCUGUAUGUUCUCAGUAUGCAUCACUAGAUAAUAAAGUCUUUUGUGAACAAGGCAUUUGUAGCCAUUUUUAAAAAUUUUUGUCUUCAGUGCUGGUAAGUCAGGUAAACCAUAAAUAGUUAAAAGCAACCUUUGUUUCUUCCUUAAAGUCUUUAAUAGAAUUAUUUGCUAAAGAUGUAAGCCUAGCCAAAGUUUAUUAUUUUAUUACUAAUUAGGAUCCUAAUUAUUUCAUCAAAAAAUUCUACAAAUAUUGUCAGCUUUCAGUGUAGUGAGAUAAUUCCUAUAGGUUAGGGGUAUAAAAUCAGGAUUUAACUAAUGUUUCUGCUAUUUUCUCACUUUUCCUUUUGAUGGUGCGGAAAGAGAAAAAAGGAAAACGGGGCACAGGCCAUUCAACGCCUUCUCCAAGGGGUCUGAUUUGCUGAGACACCAGCUUCACCUUCUUAACAAGGUUAUUUCUGACAGCAUGUGUAGAUAAACAUUUAGCAACAGUUUAAAACAAAAAUCAUGUAAAUCAGCUUGGUUUUGCAACACAAAGGAAUUUAUAUUUUUAGCAUGGUGGAAGAGAAUUUUCAGAAAUUUAUGUAAUCUUUUUCCUUUGGGUGGUAAGAUUAAUUCUUGUCUCCCUGAGGAAUAUGGAAAAUAAUCAGAUUUUAUGGGCUUAAAUAAUAUUUUUAAAUUGUAAAUGGGAUUUUUUUAUUCACCCAGGCACUAAUUACAACAAGCAUGCACAUUUUGGUGCAUUCAAGAAUGGAAAAUCAGAAUAGCAGCAUUCUUCUGGUGCAGCUCAGUGGAAGAUGACGACAACCAGAAGACAUGAGCUAAGGUUUCUGUUCUAUGAAAGAUUUAAAAAAAUCCUCCAUUUAAUUUUUGUCUAAUUUUUUAGUUUUCAGCCUUAUGAUUUGGGUUUCAUUAAUGUUUGGUACUUAGAUUAGUAGUGCUAUUGUGCUCAUUUGUAAAGUGCUUGUUUUAUCAUGCUCUGGCUCUCCCCCAUCUUCCCUUUCCUAAAAUAAAAAUAGUGGUCAAAUUUAGUGAUAUAUAAGACUCUUGAAUGGUGAGCUUCCUUAUAUAAACAUGGUUUUUAAGUUUGGUUCCUAAGGAUUACUAGGAAAACAGCAAACAUCAAAAUAGCUUACAUAAAACGUAGUCUUUAGCUUUGGGUAUUUUAUCUCCUUGGCAAAUGCAAAAGAAUAGAAACUAGAAUUUUAAGAACACUAUUCAACUCCUAUAAUACCCUAUUCUCCAACUUGCCCUUUAGUAAUUUUAUUCUUUUUUUUAUAAAAUACAUUUUAUUGAUUUUUUACAGAGAGGAAGGGAGAGGGACAGAGAGUUAGAAAGAUCGAUGAGAGAGAAACAUCGAUCAGCUGCCCCCUGCACACUCCCCACUGGGGAUGCACCCGCAACCAAGGUACAUGCCCUUGACCGGAAUCGAACCUGGGACCCUUGGGUCUGCAGGCCGACGCUCUAUCCACUGAGCCCAUCCAGUCGGCAAUAAUUUUAUUCUUAACAAGUGCUCCUCCAGACAUGGUCUUAAAGUAGGCAAAAUAUUUAGAGCCAUUGUCAGUUUUUCUUCUUAAGGGAAAUGAGAGGUGAUAUAAUUUUGAUCUUUUAUAUUCCCAAAUAAAGUAUUCCUAAAUUAAUCUAUUAAACAGGAACCCUGUAAACAGUCUAUAUAAAUGACAUUAUUUGAAUUUGUAAUAUUGCUGAGGAAGAAAUUUGGAACUCUAAGACCUCUGUUGGAUUGAGGUAUUUAGUGAAUAAUCUUUUAAAAACCUGCAUUCAUGUUUCAGAGUAGCUAUAUAGUUUUCAAAUAUAAUUAUCUCAUGAAGGUUUUGCUUUAUUACACACUUUACGGCAAAAAUGAUAUCAAGUAUAUCAAGUGAUUGUCAGACUUCAGGGCUCGUAUGUCUUGGGACAUAACUCUCAAAGGUGUCAUAGUUCUUUCUGUAGUUGGGGGAAUAGUUGAGAUUUUAAGGAAGCAUAUACAUUUUGGACACAGUUCUCAAUAAGGUCCUAGGUCAGUGAUGGCGAACCUUUUGAGCUCGGCGUGUCAGCAUUUUGAAAAACCCUAACUUAACUCUGGUGCCAUGUCACAUAUAGAAGUUUUUUGAUAUUUGCAACCAUAGUAAAACAAAGACAUAUUUUUGAUAUUUAUUUUAUAUAUUUAAAUGCCAUUUUUAAAAAAAUAUAUUUUAUUGAUUUUUUACAGAGAGGAAGGGAGAGGGAUAGAGAGUUAGAAACAUCGAUGAGAGAGAAACAUCAAUCAGCUGCCUCCUGCACACACACCCCCUCCCCCACUGGGGAUGUGCCUGCAACCAAGGUACAUGCCCUUGACCCGGGACCCUUGAGUCCGCAGGCUGAUGCUCUAUCCACUGAGCCAAACCGGUUAGGGCUUUAAAUGCCAUUUAACAAAGAAAAAUCAACCAAUAAAAUGAGUUCGGGUGUCACCUCUGACACGCGUGUCAUAGGUUUGCCAUCACUGUCCUAGGUAGACCUUAUUCUUGAAGGUUAUCAGAAAGUAGGUUGGAAUUUUGAGGCUUUGAAAGGAUGAAGCAUCUUGUCAUAAACCUUAAAACCAUCCAGUAUUUUAUUUACCCUUAAAUCUUCAUUGCUAGCAUCCUUUUUCAUUCCACAAUGCCUAUCUCAUUCCACUCUACUUUUUCUCAAAAAUAAUUUUAUGUUUUAAAAGAAUUUUUUACUUUUUACCGUUAUAAUCACCACUUUUCCCCCUAACUAAAACAAAUACUCGGGCCAUUUUUAUAAUACGAAAAUCUAUGUUUUAUGGUAUGUCGUAGAGGCAGUGAAAUGUAAUGUUCUCAGAUGUGUUCCAUGACUGAGAACAAAUACUAUACUUAAUCUAUCAUUUUGUAGCAGAACUUUAGCUGGCUAAGUAGAAAUAAAAUCUCUGAAAUGAAACAAAGGAAUCACAUACCUGAAAAUUUAUGCCAAGUAGUUACAGAAUGCCCUUUUAAAUGUUGGAGAUAAGAAAGAAGCCAGUUAUUCAAAUGUUUAACCUCCUUCCCUUAGUUAUAAUGACAUUAUUAAAAUUGGGCUUCAUAAAAUGUUUCUUCAUAGUAUCCUAGUUCAGUUCAGAUAUUCAACAUGAAUUUUAUCAUUCUCUUAGAUAGAAGGUCCUCCUUAUAGAAAUGUUCAGUACACAUUCAUUUGUGUUUUUCACAUGUCAAUAACAUACACUAAAUUGAGUUUUAAAAUGUUUUCCAGUUAUUUUGAUAGAUAUCAUCAUGGCAUCUUUAAUUGUUCUUUUCCUUCUAUAUGUAGGGUAAGGGACUGUUCUUCUGAAGAAUCUUUCCAUUUAGUGAUCAAGAUAUGGAAGCUGAAAUCUGAAAAUACUCAGUAUGCAUUCUAAUUGUUUGUGGUAUCAUUUGGAUUGUAACGUGCAUUUUAGCAGCAAUGUUCCCAAUCAACAUAUUGGGGAAAAUAUAAUAAAAUAUGCCACUUGUUACUA
Myotis daubentonii (Daubenton's bat) is the source of this 7923-nucleotide messenger RNA. It is a transcript of the gene PRP4K, whose product is annotated as pre-mRNA processing factor kinase PRP4K. Gene Ontology annotation, biological process: peptidyl-threonine phosphorylation; mRNA cis splicing, via spliceosome; peptidyl-serine phosphorylation. Gene Ontology annotation, molecular function: ATP binding; protein serine/threonine kinase activity. NCBI's taxonomy places the organism in Eukaryota, Metazoa, Chordata, Mammalia, Chiroptera, Vespertilionidae. The record is from RefSeq and is a predicted model, not a curated record.